AUGGAGGACGAAAAAUCGGCCAAAUCUAAAAAGAAGGGCGCUGCUCAUCGGAAAUCCCUGUCGUGCGAAUAUUGCAGUCGAUCCUUCGCUCGCUUAGAACAUCUCCAACGCCAUCUCCGCACCCAUACCAAGGAGAAACCCUUCUCAUGUGACAUUUGUGCCAAAUCAUUUGCUCGGAGUGAUCUUCUAGUGCGACAUGAGCGACUAGUCCACCCUGCUGAAAGUGCAGCCAGUCGAGAGCAUCGAGCUCCCAAUGGCCACGAAAACAACCAUGAAAUACCAAUUCAGUCCAAUCUCAUCCAACCCGCCCACCAUGAGUCGCGUAUGUUAGAGCUUGCAGACGCUAUCCCAGUCCACACUCAAGUACCUCCGUCCCAACCCGAAAUUCAAGUCCAAACCCCAUCAAUUAUAGAUACACCUCAUUUCAAUCCAUCCUGGGGCUAUGAUUUAAAUCUCUUAUCCCAUGCCGCAAGCCAUGUUGCUCUGGAGGGCCAACAAGAGAACCUGGAGUCCAUGAGAAAACCUCCACACACUGUCGCUCCUACGUCACAGCCACUUCCUCCCGCCCAGGAGAGAGCAAUUGCCGAUAAUUACGGUGUAGAGCCUUCAAUUCUCGACCUCACUGAUCUAGGGGAUCCCGUUCAGGAUUUCACGGUUUUUCUGGAGAGUGUGGGAUUGUCGUCCGAUUGGGAUUCGGGUGUGUUCUCGUCGGUUGAGGAGCCCAUGCUACCGCCCAGUAUGGCAAUUGAUUCAAAAUCGUCCCGUGAGACAAUACCAACCCGACUCGGCGGGGAUAUUAUGAAUGAUCCGCGGGGCGCCGCGGAAGAUCAUCCGUCGUUCUCGAAUUUCGGCUCUCGGCUCCCAUCGUUGCAGCCGGAAUCUCAUGAAAUGGACGAUCGUAUUGGCCUUGCUGAUGACAGCACGCGACCAGCAUGGGAUAUUUCUAAUUCAGAUCGCCAAGCCUUUAUUUCGAAGCUCGAAGAGUUUUCGUAUGUUCUUCCGAAAGGAUUUGUUCCGCCAUCGAGGCAUGCCUUAUCUCGGUUUUUUGCCGGAUACAUUAACGGUCUGAACGAGCAUCUUCCGUUCAUUCAUGUCCCUACGCUAUCGGUCGCUAAGGCUUCUCCUGAACUUACGCUAGCGCUGGCAGCUGCUGGUUCGCAUUAUCGGUUUGAAAACAGCCGAGGCAUUGAUCUUUUUCAUGCAGCCAAAGCAAUCUUAUUGGAACGCCUUCGUCGGCGAGACAGCAAGCAAGUGCCUCAGCCUUCAUGGAACUACAUUUCCCCGCCAUCUGGGUUCCACAACUCUCGUGGUUCAUCGAUGAUUUCUAAUACGACGAGCAGUCCGUUCCAGCAUCAUCAGCAAAUGCCAAAUGCUCCAGUCAAUGCAUCAAUAUACACAUUGGAUGACUCGGAUGCUCACAUGGAAGUGAUUCGGACGUUUUUGCUUUUAACUGUUUUUGCGUCCUGGGAACGGCACCCGGAGCUCUUGCGGGAGAUUCUCUCGUUGCAGAGUACAUUGGCCAGGCUUGUGCGUGAACAUGGAUUGUCUGAACCAUCUCCGACCGCAGACCCCAUUAGCUGGGAGGAGUGGGUACGGAGAGAAGGCAACAGACGCACAAAGCUCAUUGUAUACUGUUUCUUCAACCUCCACUCGGUCAUGUACAACAUUCCUCCUUUGAUAUUAAACGGGGAGUUAAAGUUGAACAUGCCUUGUUCUCAUGAUCUUUGGAAAGCAAACAAUCCCUCGCAAUGGCGUCGGGUGCAUCGGACUCGGCUAGGGUCCGACGUGCCUUUCCAAGAAGCCUUUGCCAGACUCUUCCUAAAAUCAUCCAUGUCAUUUCCAUCGGCACCGAUAUCCCCGCUUGGGAAUUAUAUCCUUAUUCAUGCCAUUAUACAACAGAUUUUCUUUGCUCGACAGCUCUGUCUCUCUGCGCCCCAUAUGCAAGGCACCAGUCUGAGACAAGAAGACUUGAAUGUGUUGGACAAUUCAUUGAGUGCAUGGAAGGCUCUAUGGAAACGCACACCCGAAUCCAGCAUCGACCCUCAGAAUCCCGCCGGUCCAAUUGCAUUCACCUCCACGGCUCUGUUGGGUCUCGCCUACAUCCGUCUACAUGUGGACUUGGGUCCCUGCCGUCACCUCAUUACACAAGACCCAACUCAAAUCGCAGGGGCUUUGAAUGACUCUCCGGCAAUUGCGCGUAGCCCACGAUUGAUCAUGGCGUUACUUCACUCAGCCCAUGCUCUUUCAAUCCCCGUACGACUAGGUAUUGAUUUCGUGGCCAGGACACAUUCAUUUUUCUGGAGUAUCCAGCAUUCCCUCUGUAGUUUGGAAUGCGCUUUUCUUCUCAGUCGCUGGCUGCUUGCUAUCCCCGCAACACAAUCUGAACAAAGAUUGUCAGAGCAUGAGCGGAAGUUGCUCUUGUGGAUCAAGAGCAUGAUGGAUGAAACCGAAAUGGCGGUCGAUCCACCCGGUGCACCAGAUAUGGAGUUUAUGGCGAAUCCAUUCAAAGUGCGGCAGCUUAGCGUUUCGAUUGUUCGCGUAUGGGCGCGGACUUUCAAGGGCAAUACGAGCUGGGCAAUUGUUGACUUGGUUGGCUCGAGUUUGGAUGCCUAUGCUGAUCUUCUGGAAUUUUAA
Messenger RNA from Penicillium paradoxum, 2634 nucleotides. Its product is annotated as C2H2-type zinc finger protein. Gene Ontology annotation, biological process: regulation of transcription by RNA polymerase II; DNA-templated transcription. The coding region runs from base 1 to 2634 and encodes 877 amino acids. Gene Ontology annotation, cellular component: chromatin. Lineage: Eukaryota; Fungi; Ascomycota; Eurotiomycetes; Eurotiales; Aspergillaceae. The transcript is spliced from 3 exons. Gene Ontology annotation, molecular function: RNA polymerase II cis-regulatory region sequence-specific DNA binding; zinc ion binding; DNA-binding transcription factor activity, RNA polymerase II-specific. The record is from RefSeq and is a predicted model, not a curated record.